AUGCUGGCGCACUCUAGUGAACAGCCAAUUUGCCGUCAAUCUCAUAGUGAUAUCAUUAAAAGAUACGAGAGUGAUAUUACCUUAUCUUCUCUGGCUUCUAUAUUACUUAGUGGGUAAUUUGGCGAAAUUUCAACGGACGAUAGUAUUUUACAGGUUGGCAACACUGGCGAACACGAGGAACGAAUUAUUUCUAUUGAUCUUGUGAAUUUUUGACGACCAUAAAUGCAUAAACGUGACAUUACAUAUUUUUAAGUUAUAACUUCACGACUUUUCUGUUGUUUCAAGUUACAGAUACUUUUAAAUUGAUGUUUACACAAAUCGCUCUGAUUAACGGAAUUUCUUCUUAACUUCUGGAAGUUGCCACGAGGGUGAGUACUGAGUAAUGAACUAUUUUGUAUAUUGUAAAACCGUGUUUGCAUUGGGCUCGUCAUCAAUCAUCACGGUGUCACGUUUCAGCUUUUAUUGAAUAAGUGCUUUAACUUAAAACAUGUUAAGUACACAUUUUUAAUGUACCUAUUAUAUUAUUAAAAACGGUGAAACAAUUCUAGUAUUUUCAAACUGUUGUCACGUGUGCAACAAAAAUGUAAAAUAGUUGGCAUUAUAAGCAGUUGUUUAUUAUCAUGGUUAAUGUACAAAAACUAUAAAAGUAAGUAUGAUAGGUAAGUUUCGAUUAGGAUACCAAUGGAUUGAGCAUUUAAAAAUACUCAUUUUGGCAAAAAAAAAAAAAAUGUGUGGGACCUAAAUUAAAAUUAUGCUAUAUAAUAUAUUUCAAUACAGCUUAACAUAUUAUGUUAAAUUAAAAAUAUUGUAGUCAUACGUCUCUGGCAUUUGCCACGUUCCUCAUCCUAUGAUGUGACCUCCAUGAGAUGCUUCAGUUUUUGAAAUAUGAAAUUCUUAGGUUCUAGAUCUUUCCCCAAAAUCUUUCCUUUGAAGAUAUUUCUUCCAAAUGUAUUAUGUCCGAACAAGUGCCCACUUAAUUUUGUUUUCCUUUUUAAUACGUGUUUUAUUAUACAUUUUUUUUCUCUUGCAUCUUUUAACACUUGCUUAUUUGUAUUUUUUCAACCCAUGAUUUUUUGUUCAUUUUCCUCCAAAUCCACAUUUUAAUUGCUUCUAAACUGUUCCUUUCGCUUUUAUGAUGGUCCAGAUUCACAUUCAUAUAAAAACACACUAUACAAAUGUUUUAAUGUAUUUUUCUUUGUUUUAAUAUUGAAGUGUGUUAGUUAAUUAAUUGUAUUUCUUCAUGAAUGUUUGUUUGGCUAGAGUUAUUAUUUUUUUGGUGUUAAUGGCGGUUUUAUUAUUAUAUGUGAUUGUGCUUUCUAGAUAGCAAAAUUGUUCGGCUAUGUAAUGUGGGACUGUUAAAAUAGAUAUAAAUAGUAUAAAAUGAUAUAAAAAAACAUCUAAACAAAGCUAUAUAAAAGUUUCAUAAUUUAAUUUGUUGUUAUAUAUUUCAAAUAAGAAGCUAUUCAAUAUACAAUUAAUUAGCUAAAAAAAUUACAGUUCUCUACAAAUUCACAGCCUUAAUAAAGGCUCUUUUCUUUGUCUUUCAAAUUUGCUAUUAUUAUAUUUAAAAUAUUUCAGAAUAGACAUCAUGUUAAAACUAUUAGCUGAAAAUAAACUAAAAAAAAAAAUACUACCAGGAUCUAAUAUGAAAAGUACUAUUCCUAAGUCAGAACAUUUAUUUGAUUCAUAUUCAUAUCGCUCACAGAGUGCUCAUAUUGAUGGCAGAAAUUAUGUGAACAAUAAUUUGGAAGAAAAUGAAAAUGAGGAUUAUAUAGAAGUAAGUUAAGUUUAUAUAAAUUUGAUUAAAUUUAUGUUUAUGUAUUUUAACUUUAAACUUUCCAGAAAAUUUUUAUUUUUUAACAUAGCUUUAAGUAAAAUUAAUGUAAUUGUAUUAUUCUUAAAAAAAAGAUGUUUAAAAGUUUUAUAAGAAUAUUUAUCCAUUAUCAUCAUGUAGCUUCAUAAUUAUGCGAGAGUUUCAGUCACCAUUGUUAAAGCUCUACAACUUCCACGGUUCUGGAUCAUUUCCUCCCAAUCUGUACCUUCCAAGUUCUGUAGGUCUUGUCGUAUGCCAUCUAUUCACCAUUUCUUUAGUCUCCUCCCUACUGGUUACCAUUUAAUAGCUGCUCCAACUCUGUUACUUCUUUGCUUUACAUAUCAAAACAACUUUAAUUUUUAACUUUUCAAAUAAUUAUUAAUUGAGGAUAUUUUUAUAAUUUCCCUUAGCGUUUUUUCUUUUUCAUUAGCAGUUCAACACAGUAUAUCAUAUGCGUUGUUUUUAGCACUUUAUUCUUGAAGGCCCUAAGUUGGUCGACUCGUGUUAGAAGUCAUACAUCAUAUCCAUAAGUAAUUUCUGGUUUUACUAUUGCCGUGCACAUAUGUACUUUUGUAUCAUUACAGAAGAGCUUCAUCUUAAAGUAUUUAGCUAUUGAUGCAUGGUAAUUGUUGUAUCUAGAUACUUAAAAUACGAGUUUUCUCAAACUCAUAAUUCUCAAUUGUUAGGCUUUUAUCUUCAUUGAAUAUUGUUUCUAUAACUUUUGUAUUUUAUUUAUUCACUAUUAGACCAAUUUUUUUGGCUUUGUUUUUGAGCAUUGUACUUUAUAUUACAGACUCUUUAUCUUCUCCAAGUAUAUUUAGAUCAUCUGCAAAACCUAAAAUGUCUAGUGUGACUUAACCAAUCUUAACCCCAUAAUUAUAUCUUUGUACGUUUAAGUAGCCCUCACACAAUCAAUAUUAUUGACAGUAUUUCAGAUACUGACAAUAUUAUUGAUCAUGUGAGGUGGGUACCGAUGUACUGUCAGUAUAGAAAAACGAUACUGAUGAUUGAUUGACAAAUCAGAUAUCGAGUCGUCAGUAAUUAUAUACUGAUAAUAAUAUUGAUGGUGUGAAGUGGGUACUCAUAGUUCUUCAGUAUUAUUAGCAUAGCAAUAGAAGAUGCAGGUGAUGAAUGAAUAUUCAAGUUUGCGCGAAGGUCGUGAACUACAAUUACGUGCUUUUAUUUCAGAAUAUAAAAAUUUUAAAUGUUUAUGGGAUGUUCGUUGCAAAGACUAUUGUAAUAGAAACAUAAAAAGAGCUGCUUAUAUUGAAUUAUUAGUUGUCUAUAAGUUAAUUAAGCCUGAAAAAUAAUUGAUACGCAUAAUUUUUUACAAUAUUUGUCCAUUAUAAUAAAAUAAUUUUUUUUUUAAAUAAAUAAAUAAAUAAAGACACAUUUACCAAAAACAAAGGAUCUGACACUGUUUACACCUGUCCAGUGCCAAACAAACUGAGUAUUGUCAAUAAUCUAUACUGUCCAUGUGAGGAGUACACUGUCAGUAAUGUAAAUACUAUCAAUAAUAUUGAUCGUGUGAGGGCCGCUUUACAUUAUAUCAUACAGACUAUCAUGGGAGAUACUGUCAUAUGCUUUAUUAAAAUUUUCGAAUACCUGCAAAACAUUUUGACCUGAACUCAUUUUUUCUUUUAAUUAUUUAGUAAUGGGGAGUUGAUCAACUAUUUAUUUACCUUUUUGGAACCUACAUUGGUAGUCUACUAUAUUCUCCUUUACUAAUGGUUAUAAUCCUCAUAGUAAUAGUUCAGAAAAUACUUUAUAUGCCGAGUUUGAUAGGGAUAGUUAUCUAAAGUUAUUACUUAUCAUCUUGCUUCCUUUUUUUUCAUUCAAUAAGUGUUUACAUAAUUCGUAAACUGCUUCAUGUAGCCAUCUCCAUCCCAGUUUUAUUAGUUUUGCUGGUAUUCUGUCUGACUCAUAGGCUUCUAGUUCUUGAGUCAUUUUAUAGCCUUUAUCAAUAGUUAUCUCACUGAGUUCCGGCUCUGCUCUUUAGACUUUAAAUUCUGAUGUUAGUGUUUCAAGCAAGUCACCGUUAAGUAGCUCUUUAAAUUGUUCCCUUCAUCUAGAUACUUUUGCUUGUGAUUCUAUACUCCGUCUCACGAAUGAAAGGUACUGUGUUACUGUGUACAAAAGCUGGUCAGUGACGUGUAUCAUCCCCCUAUGUUGCUCCUCGUUUAGACCUCACUUUUACCCGGACACAUGAGCUAGCAACACGUGAGGGGAUUUAAUGGAGGUGGUGUGGAGCUCCGUUGGCAUGCACGAAACAGUACCUUUCUUUAGUGAGAGAGACUUUAAUAAUAUUCUAUCAUUUUUAUCCUUUAUAGCUUUAAGCCUCGAGUUGAACUUUAAAUGUUUUUUAUUAGUUGUAAAAAAAAUGUCUCACAUUCCUCUGCGAGUGAUUGUAUUCCUUGGUUUGUAAAAGCUCAUUCAUAAAUUUCCUUUUUAUAAUAUUAAUUGAAAAGUUAAAAUAGGUUUCUGUAUAGUUGCGUGAUUUAGUUACACAAUUUUAAUUCAUAGGUUUAUGACAAGUAUUGUCUUUUAAUUUUAAAUUAUAUUAUUAUUUGCAUUUUGUAGGUUGAUUACAAAGGUCUUCCCUGUGGGAGGGGUUUCGGAAGACUUCCAUGGUAUUUCUACCUUAAAAGAUGACAAAUGAGGUUAUAUUGAUAGCCAUAUAAAAUUCUGUCAAUUAGUUUGAGGAAUAUUAAACAAGACUUUAGCGGAUUGUCCCAUCUCAGAUGUGCUUAUGGACGACAUGUGAGAGGAGGUAACAUAGUUCAUUAUGUUUGUAGAUGAUAUAGCCUUGAUUUGAAAAUAUCUGAAAGAAGUUAAUAAUAGGCUUAAGGAAUCUGAGUAGCACUUGAAGGAAAGAGACUGAGUUUAAAUGAAUAGGACAAAAGUUUGACAAGACAAGACACCUAGUUACAAUAAGCGGUAACAUUAGAAGCUAAGUUCAGGCUUUUAAGUAUCUAGGAUCUUUUGUACAAACAUUGGUUUUGAAGAGGAUGUAAAACAUAGGAUUAAAUGUGGUUAGAUUAAGUAAAGAGAAGCAUUAGGUGUUUUAUGUGAUAAGAGAAUUCUAAUGAGACUUAAAGGUAAGUUCUACAAGAGUGUGGUGUGACUAACUUUAUUGUAUGGUUCGGAGUGUUGAGCUGUAGACAGAGCUCAAGUGUAGUAGAUAUGAGAAUGCUCUUUAACACUAUUAACUUUUGCCAGAUCUGUACUUAACUAAACAGAGAAGACGAGUAUCAAAAAAUUUUAGUCAUUGAGUAUAUUAUAAUAUAAUGACUAUUAUCACCAGUGGUAUAGGUUAAGACUGGAAGUAUUUUCAGUUGAUUUGAAUAAUGAUAAUGUUUAGAUUUUAAUAAAAUUACUUAUUUUUACUUUAUUUUCAUAAAGGGUAAAAAUUAUAUAGGAACAAAAAAAUAAUAGUAAUGUCAAUUAGAUAUUUAUUUUAUUUAUUAGUUAUUAGUGAUUUCUAAACCAAACAAUACAAAAUGAUAAUAAAUUUACUUUAACUGAGCUGAUUCAUAUUUUUUAAAAUAUGAUUUUCAAAAAGAAAUAUACUGUCUGUCCAUUCCAAUAGAAAUAAUAAGUGACUGUUAACAAAAAAAAAUUGAGAAGUGCCAUCCUUCCAAUUUAAGCAAUGAUUAUAAUUAAAUAUUGUAGCAUAAUAUGUAUAGAAUAAAGUUAAUAAUGUAAUAAAUCUGCAUUUAACAAAAGAUUUUCUUAAAUUAUUGUUAUUUAUAUUAAUUUAUUUUCAUGUUGUAGAUGUCAAGAAAAGCUUUACCCAAUUCAAAUAUGAGUUCUGUUGAUAGUCUUACUAAUUAUUCACCAUCAAUGGUGGAUCUUAAAGAUUUAAAUUUGGAUGAACAAAAGCUUUGUGAUAAUUAUGUAUACAAGGAUCCAUCUGAUAUUUCAAAUUGUUUUGAAAUUUCUAAACAUAAAUCUCAGGUAGUAAUCAAUUUAUUUUUAAAUUUAUAAAACCUUAUCUGUUACUAUUUUAUUUGGAGAAAGUGUUAUAUAACUAUAACAAUAUAUGAUUGCAUCUACCAUAUUGUGGUUUUUAAUAUUAAAAUAGGUUAAAAGAAUAUGUUGUAGGGAAUAGUUUUAAACAAAUUAAUAAAAAUUAAAUUUGCAUACCUAUGUAUAUUUAUGAAACAUAUUAUUUUUAGUCAUUUGGUUGGAAUUACUCAAUAUUGUAAAAUGUAUUAAUAAUUGAUUUUGAUAUCAUUUAAUUAAUAUUUUUUUUGUAAUUUCUUCACAUGAUUCUGGAUGGUGUAAGAGAUGUGUUAUUAUUAACUCCUAUGGUAGAUUAAAAAACUCAUUAAGUUUUAUUUUUAUUUGAUGUUUUUUUUUUUUUUAUAGCUUUACUUAAAUAACUAUUUUUUUUCACAAAGGCCUUCUGCAUUUGGUCAUAGUACAAGUUUGUUAAAAAGUGUCUUGGAAUAAAACUUCAAUGGUUUAUUAUUGAAUAACAUUAAAAACAAUCAUGCAUUGAUAUAGGAUUUUUUUUCUGUCUGAACAAUUUUUUAACUAUAAGCAAUAGAAUCAGAAAAACUUUUGAAAUAUUUUAGACUGCCUUCAAGUCCUCACCAUCCGUUAAAAAUUAUUUGCAGUUAAAAAUAUUACUCAUUGUACACCCUAGUACAGCUUGUAAAUAACAUAAUUUUAAAAAUGAAAAAAAUAGUAUUUUAGAUUCUAAGCGAGCGAGGAGGAAUGUAUUGGUUUACAUUGUUAAUUAUUAUUUAUUUUUUAUAAUUUGUGAACAACUUUUUUAAAAGGAAAUCUGACUAGGGAGGUCAUUUUUUAAUUUUCCCAGGAGUUAUCCCAAUAAAUGGGAAAACCGUGAGAUAACGGGAAAAUAAGUACAAUAUUAAAUAGAUAUUAUUAAAGAAAAUAUGUAAUGCAAAGGUAAUGGUUAGCAAUAGUUUAUUGUUUCUAACAGAUAUACAUUCAAUUUCUAUUCUUCUACCUUCCCAAUUUCUCACCUACAAUAGUGGCUGCACCAGGUGCAAAGUUGUCCGGUUUUUUUAAAAUUAUAUUCAACAAUUAAAUUUAUUUUAAGUAUUAAUUUUGUUUUUGCACUUUAUUGUCUUAUUUUGCAUAUAAUUAUUAUAAUUAAGUAAUUGAUAAUUUGUAUUUUUUAAAUUUUUUUUAGAUUGUUCAAAUGAUCAAUUCUAGUUGUGUUGUUUUGAUAUCUGGUCCAACUGGAUGUGGUAAAAGUACUCAAGUUCCUCAAUUUAUUUUAGAUGACUGUAUGAAUAGAAAAAAAUUUUGUAACAUUGUUGUUACUCAACCUCGCCGCAUAGCUGCUAUAUCUGUGUGCAAGCAAGUUAACAAUGAGCGUAAAUGGAGAAAUGGACUGCUUGUUGGCUAUCAAGUUGGGCGUAAAAAAGAUUAUGAUCCAAAUACAACAAAAGUGUUAUUUUGUACAACAGGAAUAUUAUUGCAGAAAAUUAUUUCAGCAAAAAAUCUCAGUGAUUUUACUCAUAUUAUUUUGGACGAAGUCCAUGAAAGAACACUGGAAAUGGAUUUUUUAUUGUUGAUUAUUAAGAAAUUGUUAAAAACUAAUUCUCCAUCAACUCGGGUAAGUGAUUAAAAUUGUACAUAAUAAGUUAUUAUUUAAUGUUGAAAAUUGAAUAAUGUCCUUUUUUGUUUAGUACACCAAUUUUAUGUUGUCGGUUUUAAUAUUAUAGUGAAUUAGCUUACUACCAAACUUAAGGGUAAGAAUAUUGUUGAUUUUUUUCAAUAUUUUAAUUUUUAAGCGAGAUACAAAGUUUUUGUAAUUGUAAUACUUUACAUGCUCGUAUCUUGUUAAAAAAUUAAAUAUUGUUAAACAUCCACAUUCACUUAUAAAUACAAAUUGUUCUUAUAUUUACUAACAUUACAAAAUUGGUUUAUCGAAACAAAAAGUUUAUUGAAUGUUCAAUAUUAGCUAUAAUAUAUAUAUACUCUUAUAUAUAUAUAUAUUAUUUAAAUAAUAAUAAUAAUAUUAUUGCCAUAUUAUAAAUACAUAAUUAUUAGGUGAUUUUGAUGUCUGCUACUGCCCAAGACUUUAAGUUAUGUGACUAUUUUAGUGAUUAUUAUGGUGCCCCUUAUAAUUGUUAUGUUAGAGCUCAACAGAUUUCUAUCACUAAAAAUCCUCAAUUUAAUGUUAGUUUACAUUAUUUGGAUGAAUUAUAUGGAUUGAUACCAUCUGUGAGUAUACACUUUUAGUAUUAAUAUGUAUAUGUUAUUCCAAAAUCUAAUCAAUUAUCACUUCUAACCAAUAUCAUUGUAUAUAUGGUUAAUUUUAUGUAAUUAAACAAUAUAUAUUUCAAUAGUUUUGUGUUUUUCAGUUGAAUAGAAUGUGUAAAUUGCUAAGUGAUAGUUUUAUUUUCUAGGCCAGGGCAAUGGAAUUUGAUCGACCUCAAAUAACCAAAACUGGGUAUGAUACUGCUAUUCAUUUAAUAAAGGGAUUUGAUGAUUUAGACAAAUGUUCUAACGUCAAAGCUUCUGUAUUGAUUUUUCUACCUGGUAUUUUUGAAAUUGAAGAAAUGCAUAGAUUUAUGGAAUAUACAAUGGCUUCUGAGUAAUUAUUAAUAUUUUUAAUCAUCAUAUUUAUUUUAUUUAUAUAUUUAUUAAGUUUUUCAAUUUCAGAAAUUUUAAAUGGAAACUUUUACCAUUGCAUUCAUCAAUUACAAGUGAAGAACAGGAUCGUGUUUUUGAGCAACCAAGUGUAAAUUACCGUAAAAUUAUUUUGGCCACAAAUAUUGCAGAAAGUUCGAUAACUGUUCCCGAUGUUUCAUAUGGUAAGAACUAAUGAGUAGUUUCUAAAAAAAUUAAAAUGUUAUUUUAAUUGAUUAUUCUAUUUUUAGUGGUAGACUUUUGUUUAAUGAAGCAAUUGCAUAAUGAACUAAAGUCAAACUAUUCUAUGUUGGUUUUGAAUUGGGCUUCAAAAAGUAAUUGUAUUCAACGAUCAGGAAGAGUGGGACGAGUUGCGGAUGGCAGAGUUUAUAGACUUGUUCCUGAACAAAUGUUUGUGGUAAAUAUUCAAUGCUUACACUUUUAUUUUGUGUUAACAUAUUGAUAAUAGAAAAUUAUCUUUUUUAGGAUGAUUUUGUUAAAGAAGAACUACCAGAAAUGAGUCGUUGUUCUCUUAGUCGCAUUGUAUUAAUGUCUAAAAUAUUAGACAUGGGAUCACCAAAGUUACUUCUGUCAGGUGCAAUGGAUCCACCAAAUUUAAAAAAUAUUGUUCUUACAAUAACGACUCUUAAACAGGUUGCUUUUUUCAUUUCAGUUAUAUUUAACAUAAUAAUAUUAAAUACUAUUUCCUAUCCUUGAUAUAUAAAUUGUUAAGACACUAAAUUAACUUAUUAUAGUGGUAAGUUAUUACAAAGAAAAUAAAUGUGAUCUUAAAUAAUGAUAAUUAUAAGAUUAUUCUAUUAAAAUAAGAUAAGUAAUAAUUAAUAAUAGUUUUGUUUUCAAUAAAUUUUGUUUAGGUAGGGGCUUUAUUACCAACAGUAAAUGGAGCUAUUUCAUUUAUGGAUGGUGACAUAACAUUUAUGGGAAAAGUGAUGGCACAACUACCUUUAGAUCCUCCCAUGUCAAAAUUGAUUUAUUUUGGAUAUAUUUUUAAUGUAUUUAAUGAGGCUAUAAUUAUGGGUAAUUUAUUUUAUUUUAUUAAUAGUUAAUUAAAUUGUAUGUGUGUUAUGCUCAGAGCCGUAACUAGGAAUUGGUGAGUAAAGAGUGAGGGGAGGAAUCCAGAAUCUCAAUAUAAAAUUGUAUUAAUGCAGAUUAAUAGAAUUUAUUGUUUGGUCAACUAAGGCACUGAAAAACAUUGUUAUGGCUCUGGUAAUAGUAGUUGUUAAUUUAUAUUAUAUUCACUGAAGUUAAUCAUUAAUUUUAAUAAUUUUCAAAAAGUAUUAUCUUCAAGAUGGUUAUUAAAAUGUUAAAAAUAAUUUUAUCAUUUUACAAAAUUGGAUAAAUUGUAUAAAAUUAGCAAAAGGUUUCAAAUUAUGUGCUAUUAAAGAUAUUAAUUCAUUAGAUUAGCUGUUUUUUUUUCCAGCGUGUGGUUUAUCUAUAAAAAGUAUAUUUAGUCAACCUUUCAAUAAACGUUUAGAUGCAUAUACACAAAAAUUAUCUUGGGCUAAUUUUUCUUGUAGUGAUCCAAUAGCAUUUAUUGCUCCAUAUGAAGUAAAUUGUCAUGAAUAAUAGAUUAUUAUUGAUUUGAUUUUCUUAAUUUAUUAACAAUUAUAUUUUUUCAGAUCUGGCUUCAACAUAAACCUGAAUUUGAUCGUAAUCAUUAUGAUGAAACACGGUGGGCUCAAAAAAACUAUAUACAACUGUCAGCAAUACGAGAAUUGCAUGAUUUAAUUGAUGAUGUAGUCUUUAGAUUGAAACACAAUUUGAACAUUUUACCAAAUUCUAGUAACAUUCAAUGGGUUAACCUAGAAGAAAAAUCCAUGGCUUGUAAAGUAAAAUAUCAAUUUUAUAUUAUGUAAUAGGUAUCCAAAAGUUCUUUUUUAUGUAAAUAAAAUCAUAUUUUUUAUUUAAAUAAAUAAAUCACUGUACAGAGUGAUGCACUAAGCUUUCACACCUCAUUUUUUUUUUCUUGGUUAAAUUUUACAUAUAUUCAAAUUCUGAUUUUUGGAAUUUUUAAGUGUAGUUAAAGCCGGUAUUUUUGAAUACGUUAAUUUUUCAUAACAUUUAAGGAGUAUCCUGUGGUGAUACCAACUUCGGUUUUUCAAAUAAGAACCUAUAUUAAAAAUUUCAUAAAUAGUACCGCCACACCAAUAAUAUUCUCUACACUUAAACUUAAAAUUGGAAUAUCUCGUUAACGGAUUGACAGAAAUCAAUUUUUGAUUUCUGAUUUGAUAUUUUGAUACCAAAAUUAAUUUAAAGUAAUACUGCGUCUAUUUUUUUUAUUCGACAUUACUAACUUAAUUAUCUGUAUUUAAAUACAUCCUUUUACCAGAUUAAGCUCCUAUUUUUUCUGAUUUUUUUUAUACCAAAGAUGUACUUUUCAAUUUUUAGUGGUAUACGCCCUUUAUAACAAAACGACAUUGAUAUUUAUUAUUAUUAAAGGUAAUAUUAGCAGGAGCGUUUUAUCCUAAUUACUUCAUACGUGGAAAAUCUACUGCAGCCAUGGAUGAUCAUGAGUUACAUAAACUAUUAGAUAACCAUGAUCCAAAUCAAACGGUUUAUUUUUCGGGUUUUCCAAGUGAUCAACCCAAAGAAUUAUAUAAAGAAGCUAUUGAAAAUUUGUUUCCACACAAUUUGGUUGGAAAACCAACUGCUCAUUUUGGUCAUUCAAAGUAAGACAAUAUAUACUUGUGUUGUAUAAUUAUAGAGAUUUUUAAUUUAUUUAUUAAAACCUACUCUAAUUAUCAACAAAAAGUGGUUUCUCGUUAUUCAAUUUUGUCUAUACUGCCUUUUACAAAAUUUGAGACUUCUGUAGCAUAACGCCUAUGCUACCAUUUAUAAACUCAUUUUUUUCUCCUUAGUACAACAUAAUAUGUACAAAUAAUUAUUUUUAUACUUGCAGCAAAAUAUUUAUUAAAUUUCCAGUGUCAAAUACUGUAAACACCAAUACAUAUAAUUCUAAUUAUAAUGAAAACAAUGGAAAAAAGUUGAUACCAGGGAAUAUAUGCUUUGGGGUAUAUGUAGCUUUAAAAAUGCAUCAAUUAAGAUUUGAAUUUAAUAUACCUUUAUUGAAGUAAGUAAUUUAUUACUUAUUAUGUUACAUAGUAAAUAAAUACAUAUAUUUUUUAUUUAUACAUUUAUUUACAAGUAUUAACCAUUUUAAUAGUUUUGUUUUUAUUUUAUUAUUUUGUUAUUUAUUAUGUUAUAGUAUAAUAUUCUGACUAAAUAAUAUGCAUAAAAUAUAAAGAUCACAAAUACACAUAAACAUUUUACUGAUUAAUAGGGCUCCGAUUUUAAAGCAUAUGCUUCUUUUUUUAUAUAUGAGAUAGAAAUUUAAUUUUUAUACAUACAUUUGUUUCAUGCUAUUGAGUGGAUGUAGAGUGUUCGUUUUCAAUGAAUAAAAACAUUUUGUCUAACAAUAGAGUCAGUUUGACAAAUGAAAAUUUAGAAAAAUACAUGGUAGUUAAUUUAGUUUUAAAAUAAAAAUAAAUUUUUCAAUUUUAUACCUAGUGUAGGUUAAUUUUGGUCUUUUUUUUAUUAAUAAAUGUGCUUCAUUUUUUUCAAACAAUUUUAUGAUUUUCUUGUUAUUAACUUAGUUUGAAAAUCCGAUCCCUACUUAUAGAGAUAUUAACUACAUAAUAUUUAUAUUUUUUAAAUUUGGUUUUCAAAUUGCACAAAUUACUUAGUUUAAACAAGAAUCAAAUGGUACAUCAUAAUUAUAAAUAACAAAUUCGAAUAGCAUUUUCUAUUUACUGUUAAAAUAUUAGUUAAUUUAUCAUUAUUAGGCCUUUAGAUGCAAAGAGAAGAGUAGAAUUAAUAUUCAAACAAAUGGCUGCUCAGAAUAUGUCUAUACAAAAAAUAACUCCAAUUCAAAAAUCUAUUGAACAAGUAAAUACAAAAACACCAAUAACGUUACAGUAUUAUAUGCAAGUAUCAUAUAAUUUUAUUUUUUGUAUUUUUUAAUCAUAACUUGUAUAUUGUAAAUUAGACCAUUUAUUCUUGAGUAUAACUAAAGAUACUUGAUUUUACUUACUAAAAAAUUGAUUACAAUUAUUAAUAAUCAUUGGGUAAUAAUGUUAAGUGUUUUUUUGUUAAUGCUUUCAACAUUAUAUUAUGGUUUAGGUGGUUAUCAAAAAAAGCUUGUUCUUUUGAUUGUACCUAUGUGAAUAAUAAAAUAGUUUUUAGCCAAACCAACAUAGAAAUAUUUGAAAAUUAAACACUAGGUUAGGUUUGUAACUAUAAGAAUCAAAAUUCAAUUUUUCCAAAAGAAAAAAACAUUUUUCAAAAAACAAAAACAUGAAGAAUUUUGUACAUUAAAUAAAUUUAAAAUACAUUUUUUUUUAUAUAAUUUAGACUAAAAAAUGUAUACUGAUAUUAAAAUUUUUCACAGGGGAAAAUGUAAACUAAUAUAUAAGUAUACUAUCAUAUUAUAUAUGAUAAUGGACUUCAUGAAAUAUCUUUUACAACUCUUAGUUUAAAUCCUUCUGUUAGAUACAAAGAAAUAAUUUAAUUUAAGGUGUAACAUAAAAUUAUAAAAUUAAUACAGAUUUAAAAAUCAAACCAAAUUAAUUUUAAAGUUUUUCAUUUAUACAUAAAUAAUUCACUUAGAAUAUUGUAAUAGUAAUAAGCAACAAAAUAUUUGCAUAAUCAGCGUGGGUACACGUUGUCCAGCAUUUACCGCCUUCAAAUUCUAAUUAUCAGUUAUUUUGUGGGAGUUGUCAAUAUCGCAUUUAAUUUUUUUUUUCCUUGACUGGUCCUAAAUCUCAACUACACCUAUUUAAUAUAAUAAAUAAAGUUGAUUUAAUAGAUAAUUGUUAUUAUUUUUUCAUUGUAUGACAUUUGUAUACUUUUUAUUUUUAGAUUGAUCGUGUAAAAGGAUCUAAUACCAUUAAGGACUCAAGCGUCAUAAGCAAUGCACUUAAUCUAGAAUCUAAUAAUGUGUGUCUUAACAUAAAAAGUCCUACAUAUGAUGAAUCAGAUAAACAGGUAUUUUGUUAUGCAGACUAUAGUUUACACCAUAGAAACAUUUUUAACACUUUUAAACAAAUAUUUAAUUUAUUAUUAUAAAGACAGUUUUUAAUUUUUAUAUUUGAAAUACCUUAGAAGUGUAUGUUGUUAUACAAUAAUUAGUUAUUUAAUUUAGUAAAAUUUUAUCCUGUACCAUUGAAUUUAUAUUAGUUAGGCAAGAAGUACUCACAUAAUAAUAUGAAAACUAAAUAUACAAAUAAAAAAAAAUUUAAAAAUUUAAAAAAAAAAAAGCUGAUACUUAAGAUGGGUGUGCCACUGUUGUAGGUAGGAAGUUGGGAAGGUAGGAUACAUAAAGUUAUGUAAUUUAUGUCUGUAUGCAGCGAUAAAUGAUUGCUAACAAAAAACAUUGGUUAUCUAUGUUUAUGAAUCUUAUCAAUAUCUUAACAAUUUUAUUUAUAGAAUACCUAUCAAAUAAAAAUGUACAUAAAAAUAUCUGUCAAAAAUUAAAAUGUUUAUAAAUAGUUCAAAAAUGAUAUACAAGUUUUUGUUAACAUUUCAAGUCUCCAUUAUUUUCGUAAAUUUUGUUCAAGUAUUAAAAAAAAUUCAGGGAAAAUCAAGUAAAGCCUUUUAAGAACUACAAUCAUUAAAAUAUAGUAAUAGUUAUUUUACUUAUUUUAUUUUAAGUGUUAUUUAUUACUUUUACAAAAAAAAAAUGAUCAUUAGAAUUAUUUCAACAUGUAAACUGAAUGGUCUGAAUAAGUAUGGCACUUAUUAUAUAGUAUUAUAUUUAUUUUAAAGUUUUUAACUUUUGUAUUACUUGUUUUAUUUUACAAAAAGAUAGAAAAAAUAUAAUUUUUUUUUACUAAUAUAAUGAUAUAUUUAGUUUACAUGUUAUAUUAAUUCUUUUGAUCUUAUUUUUUUGUAAAAGUAAUAAAUUACCCUUAAAAAAAAAAAAAUAAGUAAAAUGGUUGUUACUGUAUUAUAAUGAUUGUAGUUCUUAAAAGGCCUAACUACUAUUAGUCUGUAUGCAACAAACCUAAAAAACAGUAAGCCGUUUAGAAAAAUAAUAAGUAGUUGUCAAACAGGCUACCUCAUUGCAAAGAGCCUAGUCUUUUUGCAAAAAGACUAAUUUUCCAUAUGGCCUACGACAGAUAUAUUUCUAAUAAAUUAACUAUUUUUAUUAUAAUUUAAAAUUAUAUAGUUUUAAAAAAUAAGUUAUUUUUUUAUUAAUUAUAGAUUGCUUAUUCCCCAUUGCACUGAAUUUAUUGAAAUAUAGUGACUUAUACUUAUUUUCAUUAUUAUAAAUGUAUAUACUUUUGAAAAAAAUUCAUUGUGAAAAAAAGGCAAUUCUUAAACAAUAUAAAAAUUAAAAACAAUAUUAUUUUAUUAGAAAUUUUUUUUAAAAAUCAGAAAAUUACCUUUUUAAUGCAUGCACCAACUAGAUUUAUUUUAUUUUAUUCAGAAGAGUGCCACUUGUUAAAUUAUAAAAAGUUUUCUUUUUGAUUAUUUGCUUACAGAUAGAAAAAAAAAACACAUAAUAAAACUAGUAGAUCCUUUGUUACGUCCUAAAUUGAAUACAAUUAUAACGGCGUAAUAGCGAAUAGCUUGUAGAAUUAAGACUAGGGGAGGCUACUUCAAUGUAAGCUUUUAUGAAGCAUUAGAACUUGAUUUCCUGCAUUUCUUAUUUAAUACUGGUAGGCUACAUCUCAAGGUUUUAAAUUAGAAGUGGUAAAGGAGAUUUGUUAUCAUUAGCUUUAAUUGUCUAUUACUAGUUUACGCUGAUAUAUGUUUAAAGUAAUUUUGACAAAUUCUGGAAUAAUAGAGAAGUUAGUUAAACAGAAAUUAAUAACUCGUAUACCAAAUGAACUGUUUUUUUAUAUAUGAGAAAAUAGUACCAAACUAUAAUUUGUAUUGUAAUUUGUUAAGACCAACUUUUAUACUUCUUAUUCUUGCAAUAUAUUAUUUAUCUAUUCAUGGUUUUUUUUUUUUCAUUUAAUAUGAAUUAUUGGUACUAUUUAUUUUUAUUGUUUAUAAAAUUCCAAUCAAAUAAUAAUUAAUUAAUUAAGUUUUAUUUUUAAAAUUUAGUAUUGUUUAAAAGGACCAUUUAGUCCGCUCAAAAUUUCAAUUCAUGGAAUCAGUCGUAGUAAUCAUAAUAAAGCUGUGAAAAUUGAAAGUCAGUCUGUUAAUUCAGUUUUAUUAGAUACUAAUCCAAAUGAUUAUCAUGAAAGGUAAGGAAACCUAUGUUCUUAUUUCAAUGUAUUAAUUAUUUAUAUUUUGUAUUAAAUAUUUUAUUACUAGAUUGUUUGUUGCUGGAAAAGUGUGUAUGAAUGAAAAUGAAAAACUAACUCUUUGGGAUUCAACAGUAAUGCCGAAUAUUCCUGGAAUGCCUGCUAUAAUUUGUCUCUUGUUUUCACCAUGUGUAGAAAUCAGGUAUGUUCCAUUUAAAUUGAAUAAUUAGGGUUUACGUUUUGAAAAAAGACUAGGAAACUAUGGUUUGAAAAGUUACAAAAAAUCAAAGGCAUCUUGUUUCUUUAUUGAUCAAUAUUAUUCUACCAUAACAUUAUUAUUUAUUAGUUAUUACCAAUCCUCGAAACUUAAAAGACUUAAUCUUUGUCUAUAAUUAUUUAAAUUUAUUUUUAUUUUUGUCAACAGAUAUAAUAGUUCUUAUACAAAGAUGACAGGUGCACUUUGUGGAUUAGGCUAUGAUCCAGACACUUUAAGACCGUUGUUUGAAGACAAUGAUAUUGAAUUAACAUUCGAUAUUGCAAUGGAUCAUAAUUUGUUGAAUAAAGUGAAUUUGACUAUAGAGUUUUUAAUUUUAAGUUUUCACAUUGAUUUUUUUUUUUCACAUUAGAUAAAUGUUUUAAGAUUGCUGUUAAAUAAAUGUGUUAACCCAGAAGAUAAAGAAGGUCCUGGUGAUAUUUUUCAAAUACAGCACAGUUUACAAACUUCCUUGAUAGAGUAUGUUAUUUUAAACUAACAUACUAUGAAUAAAUUGAGUUAUUUACUCAAUUUAAAUUUGUUGUAUAUAGAAUACUGAGCAUUCCUGUCAAAUUUAAAAUACCAGAGACUGCGCCAAGAAAGUAUAGGUGGGGAAUUAUUCCAAAAUCAAGAUUGCAGUCACCAUAUCAAGAAGACAGUCCUAUAAAUAAUCCAAUGGCUGGUUCUGAUGUUUAUAAACUUUUAUGGGGAGUUGUUUUAUCACCAUUUAUGUCUUCUGUAGAGUGUAAAGAGUUACUACAUAACUUAUGCAGAAUCAAAAGAUUAGAAGAGAUGUAUGUAAAAGAGUUAAAAUAAUUUAUAAUUUAUAAUAUAUAUAAAAAUAUUUUUUUAGCUUUAGGACGAACUACUAUUGUUCCGAGCCUUGUGUGGAAGAACUAUUUUGUCCACUAUGUCACUUAACAUUUUCUAGCAACUCAUCAAUGCAAAUGCACUUCAAUAAUUAUCAGCAUAAGGAACGUUAUAAAACUUGUAAAGAAGAAUUAGAAUUUUUCUAUAAAGGACCAUCCACUGACAUUGAACAUUUAUAAACUUUUAUUAAUAGCAAUAAAUAACCUUCAGUUUUUAAUUUUUUAAUUUUGUUUCAUUGAAUAACAUUGUUUAAAACUAUUAUUAAGAAUAUAAUAGUAUAAUAAGAGUUAAUUAAAUUUUUAUUUUCAUUUUAUUUUUAGUGAAUAAAUAUUACAUUUUUACAAAUUACAAUAAUUG
Molecule: messenger RNA, 17119 nt
Organism: Cinara cedri
Lineage: Eukaryota; Metazoa; Arthropoda; Insecta; Hemiptera; Aphididae
Source: the annotation of a GenBank genome assembly